UCCAAGUAUCAGCAGCACACAUUUUUGAUGCUCGUGAUGUUCUCUCACGCAAACCAUCAUCCAGCAAUAAACAUCAGCAUCAGCUAGCCAAAAGUGUCGGGACUGCAGCGUUUCGUCGCGUUCACUUGCGAUUAUCGAUAGCGCAAUACCAAUUCACGGGAAACAAGACGGUUUGCUUUAUUGUGUUUGUUAUACGGACCCCAGACCCAUCGCUUCAUCGCACGCGUUCGAUUCCCCCCGCAGGGUGGUGGUGCAGUUAUUUACCUGUGUAUACUCCCCAUAGUGUUGCUGCUGAUUUGGACGACCAAAACUGUUUCCCAUUCCUAUCAUUAUAUUGCCCGUCAUAUUUAUCGACCAGAGUGCAUUCAGUGCUGGCGCUUUAUGGUUUCCAAUCGGGUGCUCGCGAUUUGAAUCGGAAAAUUACUGCGGGAGACUUGCACGAGACGAAUAUUAUUCCCGAUGCGUAAUCUGCUUCAUCAUCAUCAGCGAGAAGGGGGUUCGGUUUCUCAGCAAAAGUUGAUGUGGUUUGUGUGAAAGAUACGGGACGAAUCGUCGUCGCUAGUCGUCAGGCAGAGAAGAAAAAAAAAGAGUCGAGGGUUCUAUAUCAUUCAGUGGAAGUGCAAAAAGAUUGGUGCGUUUGCGGGUGGUGCAAAGAAAAAGGGCAAGUUAUGCUCUGUUACAAAUUUGUGCGAAUGUGAUAUAAUCGUUGUUGGAAAGUUUUCCGUCGCCUAAUUACUAACUCGUCGGUAGAGGGUUGACGAAGGGAGAAGUGUUUCCGUGACAGAUUCGGCGAUCGGCGAAGAAAAAGUCAGCGAAAAUUUUAGUAAUUUGGACCGAUUCGAUUCUAGCAGCAAAGGACAAAUUUGAAAAUAGUUCGAGCGAGACGUAAAAUCUUCAAUACCAUCAACCGUAACCGGUGGAAGGUAGCGACGGAAGGAGCAGUCAGCUUGCUGAACCCAAUGAACUUGGCCCCUCCGCACGACCGCACGGCUCCGAUAAUAAAAUACUCAAUUAAAAUCGUACACAAGAGUCGAAAAAGUCAAGCAAGUGCAGACGCGUUCUAGCAAUCGGACCAUCAGUUGGUUAGUUAGUGCAUUCCUUAGAAGACCUCGCCGGAUGAGCAGAUCGGUCGCGGUUGGUGGUUCUUGGCAGCGGAUGCUGAAUUGAUGAAUUGACUCUUCCGUGACUUUUGCUGCGUCGCCGGUUCAUCCCUCGUCGUUCAGUUUCUUGUAUGCUUUUUGAAACAUUGAGAUGCUGCUAACAAAUGACUAUUUCAGUAAGAGAAAUACCCACCAGCGGAAUCUCAAGACCACAAUACUUACUAGUUUUAUCAAAAAGAUGGCUUUCACUGGAUCGCUCCGGAAGACGCUGUUCGGGCUGCUGCUGGUGAUGGUAUUCCUGGUGAUGUUCCUUUACUGGAACGAAAAUCAAAGUUCGCUGAAGCCGGCAGGACCUUCGAUGCUGUUUGCGGGAAUACUCAACCGGGAUGCAGGUGGAGGAAAUAGCGGGAGUUUCCUGGGUGGAGCGCUGCCACCACCGAAGAUAAGUCCACCGGAGAAAAUCUGGACGUACAAGUGCGUUAACAAUCGCUGCCUCCGACAGCACUACGUCGCCGCCGAUCACCCGGAGAGUGCUGGCAGUGGGUCCGGAAAGCGAGUUCCAUUCCUGACCUGCACGAUGACCUGCGGUCCCAUCAACAUUUGGCCACAGCCAACGGGGAAGACCACUAUCGGUAGUAAGGCAUCGCGCUUCCAGUUGGCAGAUACUUUCGUGCACAUUAAAACCAACUUCAAACCGGUUGAGAACCUGCUGAGGGAGGCUUUCGGAGUGUUUCGCGACGAGUUGCGAGCUGUGCUAGUGGCACACGGUGUUCCUAGAGACGAUGUGGAUAGCUCUUCCAUGACGGAAGAUAACGAAGUUACUAAGGGGAGGGAUUCAGAUUCGGAAAUAGCGGAGAACCCUGGAAUGAUUCGCUUUUCCAAAGCGGCAGAUGAGAAUCGGUUCGACAUCGAGAAGUUUGACGUACGAAUAACAGUACAGAAAUCGCCGGAGACUCACCUGACACUGCAUACCGAUGAAAGUUACAAUUUAUCCGUAUCACACACGGCACGUAUCUUAACGGCGAAAAUUUUUGCCAACAGCUUUUUCGGUGCAAAGCACGCCCUUACGACGCUGCAACAAUUGGUCUGGUUCGACGACGAAGAACGUAUUCUGAAAAUACUCAACAAAGCCUUAAUUGAAGAUGUGCCAAGAUUCAAUUUCCGCGGCCUUAUGUUGGACACAUCGAGACACUACUUCUCAGUGGAGUCGAUAAAGCGUACACUUGUGGGAAUGUCACACUCGAAGCUGAAUCGUUUUCACUGGCACAUUACAGAUUCGCAAAGUUUUCCUCUUGUCUCCAAGCACUAUCCCCAGCUGGCCCACUAUGGAGCCUACUCGGACAAGGAAGUGUACACUAGCGAUGAUAUGAAAGAAAUUGUUAACUUUGCUAAAGUUCGUGGUAUUCAGAUCAUACCGGAAAUUGACGCACCGGCACACGCCGGUAAUGGGUGGGACUGGGGACCGAAGCAUAAUAUGGGCGAACUAAGUCUGUGCAUCAACCAGCAACCGUGGAGUUAUUACUGUGGGGAACCGCCUUGCGGUCAGCUAAACCCCAAAAACAACAACACUUAUUUGAUACUGCAGCGUCUGUAUGAGGAACUUUUGGAUCUUACCGGACCGCUGGAUUAUUUUCACUUGGGAGGGGAUGAGGUGAAUCUGGAAUGUUGGCAGCAACAUUUCAACGAAUCGGAUAUGCGAACUCUGUGGUGUGAUUUCAUGCAGCAGGCCUAUCACCGGCUGCAGGUAGCCAACCAGGGAAUCGCGCCAAAGCUUGUCGCGGUAUGGUCCAGCGGCCUGACCGGUUACCCGUGUCUUUCAAAGAAUGCCUACGCUGUUCAAAUUUGGGGCGGUAGUAAGUGGCCGGAAAACUAUCAACUGAUUAAUGCUGGCUUCAAUGUUGUGAUGUCGCAUGUGGAUGCGUGGUACUUGGAUUGCGGAUUUGGUAGUUGGCGGUCUACUGCCGAAGGUGCCUGUUCGCCGUACCGCAACUGGCAGACGGUGUACAAGCACCGACCGUGGGAUGAGUUGAAGCUCACCUCGUUGCAGAUGCGGCAAGUUCUCGGUGGCGAAGCUUGCCUCUGGACCGAACAGGUGGACGAGUCGACGCUGGACUCACGCCUGUGGCCGCGCGCAUCCGCUCUCGCAGAACGACUGUGGACCGAUCCGGUCGAGGAAAUUUACAGUGAGUCCGUGCCGAAGGAAACCUUCAAUCGGAUGUCCGUGUUCCGAAAUCACCUGCUCGAACUGGGCCUGCGGGCCGAACCGAUCUUCCCUAAGUACUGCGCCCAGAACCAGGACGAAUGUGUAUGAUAUUUCAUGAACCCAUUCUACUAGAAUGUGGCCCACUAGGAAGGCGCGGGCGAUGGCGUUGUUUGUUGCUAGGUUUUUGUAAGGAUUGUAAAUAUUUGUGCGCUUAGGAUACAGAACACUUGAUUAUGGUUUCAGCAAAGGAGCGACGAAUUGGUGCUCUGGCACCUUCGGUAUUACGGGCGGUUCUGGGACAUGGUUAGAUUUUCUUUUCAUAGCCGUCCGUGCAGCAAUAGCGAAAAUUGUGCUAGCAAAAGUGAGAAAAGUGUCUACCAAUACUGAUGGUUGUAUACUGAGAGAACAACAGUGAUCUAAUUCACGAUAUUUCAAAAGCGGUAUAUUUUUAAUACUAUAUUUUAGUACUCAACUUGAGGACAAGGACGUACAUGCCUUGCUUGAAUCUGUAGUAGUAGACAGUGAUAAAUCAACUAAGAAUAUUGAGACAAAAAAACACCAUACGGUAUCUCAUGCAAGUCGGUCUCGACGGGGCCGAACACUACCAGGUACUUACCUUUAUAAUUUUUGUAUUGCUUGUGACUAAAGUGCAAUGCAAGUAGGUUUUUGUUAACUUGGCAGUAUUUCGCUCUAGUUUUCCCCUAAAUAGGUUAUGCAAACUUACAACCUAAAUAAGGUUAGAUAUUAUAGUUAGAAAAGUUAUGAAAUUAAAUAGGGAGAAGCGUAAUCCAUACAUCAAAUUAUAUUUGAAAGCCUUUUCAAAGAAACGCAUUUGCUUUUGCAUCAGUUCAUUUUUCGACAGGAUUGUUACAAAUCGUUAGAAGCCAUUGUGUAAAAAAACUAGCAGAGAUUUAUUCUUAUGACUUGAUGUGAAUCGACGAAUGCCACGAGGCUCUCGGUAAUGUUUUCGUUAACUAGACAAACAUAGGAUAUUAUUACAUUGAAUCGAACAAAGCGCCAUAUUUGGUAUGCUCUCUCUAUCUUUGUUAGCAGGUUGGAAAACAAUCAAAACCUUUGAAAAUAA
Molecule: messenger RNA, 4387 nt
Organism: Topomyia yanbarensis
Lineage: Eukaryota; Metazoa; Arthropoda; Insecta; Diptera; Culicidae
Product: probable beta-hexosaminidase fdl
Exons: 8
Coding region: 1252-3411 (719 amino acids)
Biological process (GO): ganglioside catabolic process; carbohydrate metabolic process; glycosaminoglycan metabolic process
Cellular component (GO): membrane
Molecular function (GO): beta-N-acetylhexosaminidase activity
Source: RefSeq, a predicted model, not a curated record